AACGAUAAGGAAGAAGGAGAGCGACCCGAAGAAGCGGCGGGAGGGAAGGAAGAGUUUGAAGAGAAUCAAGAGAAAGCGGCGGAGAUGAGCCGUAAGGAGAAGCGAAAAGCGAUGAAGAAAUUGAAGAGAAAGCAGGUGAGGAAGGAGAUAGCGGCGAAGGAGAGGUUGGAGGCGGAGGCUAAGUUAAACGAUCCGGCGGAACAGGAGAGGCUGAAGGCGAUGGAGGAAGAGGAGGUGCGGAUGAGAGAGAAGGAGCUCAAGGAGUUCGAGGAGAGUGAGAGAGCCUGGAGAGAGGCUAUGGAGAUUAAGAGAAAGAAAGAGGAGGAAGAAGAAGCGAAGCGGGAAGAGGAAGAGAAGCGUUGGAAUGAUUUAGACGAGUUGAGAAAGCUCGAGGCUAGUGGGAAUGAUGAAGGUGGCGAAGAUGAGGAUGGUGAAUAUGAAUAUAUCGAAGAAGGGCCUCCGGAAAUUAUAUUCAAGGGAAAUGAAAUCAUUCUCAGGAAGAACAAAGUGAGGGUUCCAAAGAAAUCGGUGGCUCAGGUGGGUGGAAAUGAGAUUUCCAAUGUAGAGUUUGUUUUGAAGAUUGCUGCCAGGCCUAUAUCAAAUCCUUUACCUCCGGUAACCGAAGCUUCUCCCAGUUAUCAUAAUGUGAGCUCUGCUCAACAGAUUCUGGAUAAUGUUGCACAAGAAGUACCCAACUUUGGAACUGAGCAGGAUAAAGCUCAUUGUCCUUUCCAUUUAAAGACUGGAGCUUGUCGGUUUGGCCCGCGAUGCAGCAGAGUUCAUUUCUACCCUGAUAAAUCGUGCACUCUACUUAUGAAGAACAUGUAUAAUGGUCCUGGUACUGCUUGGGAACAGGAUGAGGGGCUUGAGUAUACAGAUGAGGAGGCUGAACGUAGUUACGAAGAAUUUUAUGAAGAUGUUCAUACAGAGUUCCUGAAGUAUGGAGAACUUAUUAAUUUCAAGGUGUGUAGAAAUGGCUCAUUCCACUUGAAGGGUAAUGUAUAUGUACACUACAGAUCACUGGAAUCAGCAAUUCUUGCCUACCAGUCCAUGAAUGGUCGAUACUUUGCUGGUAAACAGGUGAAAUGUGAAUUUGUCAACAUCUCAAGAUGGAAAGUCGCCAUAUGUGGGGAGUACAUGAAGUCGAGGCUUAAAACUUGCUCUCGUGGAUCUGCUUGCAAUUUUAUCCAUUGUUUCCGUAACCCGGGUGGAGACUAUGAGUGGGCUGACCAUGACAAACCACCUCCAAGAUUCUGGAUUCACAAAAUGACCGCUUUAUUUGGAUAUUCCGAUGAAUACUUGAAGCACACGGAGCGUGAAUAUUCGGGGUCGUUAAAUGAUUUUAGAUCAGAUCAAACGACAGAUUCACAUAGGCAACCUUCAAGAAGAUCGAGAGGUCAUGAUCAUGUGAACGUUGGAUCUAAACCUUCUUAUAGGAGCCAUAAGAAUCACGGUGAAACUCGGGACAGUAGUCGUGGACACAAACUUAGUAGGCAUGACGAGAGCUGCCAUGGUGAUGAAAGUCCUAACAGUACUCGAGACGGUAGUUUGGAGAGGGAGAUGUACAGAGAGCGACGGUAUGCUAAGGAGAGAUCGCGUCAUGAAAGCAAAUGGUCUGAGCACUCUCAUGGUCAUCGGGUGAUAAGGAAAAGAAUCCAUGGUAGGUAUUCCGAUGAUGAGUCGUCUCCCGAUGGAGAUGACUAUGGUAGGAGAGAGUUGGGUCAAAAACGAAAAGCUAGAAGAGGCACCGAUUCAGAAGUUGAUGAAAAGAAGAUACGAACCCACAGGAGUUCAAGAAACGACAAAAGGGAAGGAUCAUCAGCUGAUGAGGAGGAGAGUCAUGAACAUGACAGGGUUCACGCAGUUGGUGGUAAGUCGCAGAGGGAAAGACGGAAACAUCGACAUGAAAGAAGCAGCUCAAGAUUUUCGGACGAGGAAUAUUUUAGUGAAAGUAAACGACAUCAUCCGGAUCAAGGAUCAGACUUUCGAGACGAUGGAGAAAAUGACAAGAAGAGAAGUGUGGAGACAAGUCCCAGAGAAUAUCAGUCAGAUAAAGUUAGGGACAAAAGCAAACAGGGACAUAGAUAUAAGGCCCGAGGUUCUGACUCUGAUGGAAGCAGGAAAGGCAAAGGACGCCGAAGAAGCUCGGGAAAUGGUGUAAGCGUCCGAGAAUCGCAAGAACUCAACGCGCAUGGAAAGAGAGAGAAAGUAAGUGGUUCAUCAAGUUCAGAUAAAGAAGAAACACAGAAAGAGAAAUGUCGUCGCCAUAGAAAACGAGGAAGGUCACAACACUCACACGAGCAGACUUCUAAGGAACCAGAGGAAGUCGAAGGAGAGCGUUGGAGACCAAUUCGGCCAUUUUUCUUGGCGGCACAUUUUCGCACCGAAGAAGAAAGAGAAGAUAAUCGGGCACUGGGGUGCACGAUGACGAUAGCGACGCCUUUCAGUGGGGCUGCGAAUUCGGUCGCGGCGGCGAGGACCGUUCUGAUAACGGGAGUGAGCAAAGGUCUGGGAAGAGCCCUAGCCCUCGAGCUGGCGAAAAGAGGUCACACUGUGAUUGGAUGCGCUCGUACUCAGGAGAAACUCGCCGCUCUUCAGUUGGAGCUCUCCUCCCCGGCCAAUCAUCUCCUCCUCACCGCCGAUGUGAAAUCAAACAGCAGUGUAGAAGAGAUGGCACACACAAUUAUGGAGAAGAAGGGUGUCCCAGAUAUCAUAGUUAACAAUGCCGGCACUAUCAAUAAGAACAGCAAGAUUUGGGAAGUCUCUGCAGAAGAUUUCGACAAUGUUAUGGAUACAAACGUUAAAGGAGUAGCAAAUGUGCUGCGCCAUUUUAUACCUUUGAUGCUCACACGGAAGCAAGGGAUUAUUGUGAACAUGUCUUCUGGAUGGGGAAGAUCUGGUGCUGCCCUGGUUGCACCUUACUGUGCGUCGAAAUGGGCGAUAGAGGGUUUAAGCCGAGCAGUGGCAAAGGAGGUAGGUGAAGGAAUGGCAGUGGUUGCAUUAAAUCCAGGCGUGAUCAACACAGAACUGCUCACGUCCUGCUUUGGCAACUCAGCUUCCUUGUACCAAGCUCCUGAUGCUUGGGCUGUGAAGGCUGCAACUAUGAUUCUGAACCUUACAGCCGGCGAUAAUGGCGGAUCUCUUACGGUCUAA
This is a messenger RNA of Thlaspi arvense, 3153 nucleotides long. NCBI's taxonomy places the organism in Eukaryota, Viridiplantae, Streptophyta, Magnoliopsida, Brassicales, Brassicaceae. The record is from the annotation of a GenBank genome assembly.